Molecule: messenger RNA, 1018 nt
Organism: Zea mays
Lineage: Eukaryota; Viridiplantae; Streptophyta; Magnoliopsida; Poales; Poaceae
Exons: 1
Coding region: 233-760 (175 amino acids)
Source: RefSeq, a predicted model, not a curated record
GUAAUAUAGAGAAUUAAAUAUAUUUCUUAGUCUUUGAGCAAAUGAACAGAGAGAGAGUAUAGUUUUGCAGCGGUUCAUUGCACGCACACAUGCUUAGAGACAGAGGAGGAGGAAACCCCGUGCUUCUUAAAAACAUAUCCACGCUCACAUUCUGCUAUCGUACAAACACCGUUUCUAUACAGGCCAAGGCGACAAGCUUCGUCCAGCUCUGCAUCAAAGAAGGAAGGAAGUUAUGGACCGCACCUACUACAAGGGCGGCAUCAAGGCGUACUGGAAGCGCCGGGGCUACUACCGCAUCGACGCCGCCGCUGCGCAGCGCCGGCCGCCGCUCCCCACCGCGGAGCUCGGAGGUGGCGUGGGUGUCGCCCAGGCCCAGCCGCCGGCGCCGACGCUGGAGGGUGCCUCGGGGCGGCGCCGAUGCCGCGGGUGGCGCGUGCGCCGCGGCCAGCUGCGGCGGCGGCUGCUCCGCGCGCUGUCGCCGCGCCGGUGGCUCAUGCGGCUCCGCGACGCGUACGUGUCCGCCAUGCUGCGGCUGGCGUCCUCCCCCGCCGUCGGGUACGGCGCCGGCCAGCCCUACUGCGGCACGGCGGCCUUCGCGCGGCCGGCGCAGCUCAAGGAGUACGAAGAUAAGGUGCUGGUGGAGAUCUACAGGUCCAUACUCGCGGGCGGCGGGCCUGGCCCCAUCGCCGUCACUACCGGCAGCAACGGCGCCGGUGCGCCUGCCGCCGCCACACUACGGCUACCGACGGCUGCUGCUUGAGCUUGAGCGGCAGAUGAAGCAUGUAUUUAUUCUUCUUGCUUUUACUCUUUAUGUCGCGACGUUGUAACUUCGGUGCGCCUCACAAGCAUUUCAUUUCUUCUUCGUAAACUAGUUAAAUGUCCAUGCGUUACAACGGGAAUAUAUAAUACACGAUAACCUAUGUUCAAAUGUGUAUUAUAUUGUCAUGUAAAAAGGUUUCGUAAUCAAUUUGUGAUCCAAACUAUACAUAAAUUUUGUUAUUUUAAUUUAGUUAUUUCA